AAGAGCGCGUUCAUUCAAAAUUUGACCAGGCUCAGGAUUCAGACGCUCGCUCGCGAUCCCGUGAUGGGUCGCGUAGUACGCGUCGGGCGUCUUGACGAUGGUUCAUUUCCACGGUUGACUUGUCCCUGUCUGCGUAACGCCCAUUCGCGACUCACCGCCUCACGCAAGAAUAAUAAUGGCUACCUCCAACUCAAACUCAACAAGCAGGCUCACGCGCCCCGUUCCCUACACUCCCAAGCGACCCCACUCAGUUUCCACCGAAGAUCUCACUAGCACCGGCCGGAUACCCCGCUCGACGACCCCCAGCCUUCUCAGCUCGGCAAAGAAAUUCAAGGCGGCCCUCUCGACGGAGUCUCGCUCGCGGUUUACUGCGAAACCUAGGUCAGGGCUUACGUCCGUCCCGGGUUCACCCACGAAGGAUGUACGACCGAAGACGCCAACUACCCCCAAGCGAGGCUCCGAGAGCCCGCUGCUCUUUCCGCAGAUCAGCGAGAUGGAUGUGAGCAGGAUCGACCCAGAAGAGGCGCUGGUAGACUUUCAAACUGUAGAGCCUGGGGACAUCUCUGGCGAACUCGACGAGGCUGCGCUCGCAGACUACGGUAAGGAGGACAAAGUACUUGUAUCGAUAAGAAUACGGCCCACCAACGCCACUACCGCAUGGCAGACAACAGACACGAUACCCAAGAGCAUGAAGCUCGACUCUCAGUAUUGUAAAACUACGACGACGACACCCCAAGACUUCCGCUUUGACGAAAUUCUCACCGGCUCCGACAACAAGCCCGUUUACAACGCCGUCGCGCGCAGCCAUGUCUGCGCCGCGAUGGACGGCUACAAUGCCAUUAUUUUCGCCUAUGGUCAAACCGCUAGCGGCAAGACCUUCACGCUCACCGGAGACGAAGACCAGCCCGGUAUCAUUCCCCGCGCGAUGAAGGACAUCUUCGCCUACAUCAGGCGGACGCCGACACGCGAGUACCUCCUGCGGUGCUCGUACCUUGAGAUCUACAACGAGACCAUUCACGACCUGCUCGCACCACCCUCCUCCUCCGUCUCGCAGCCCGUGCAGAUCCAGGGCACGGGUAACAACGUCAUCCUCACGCCCCUCCGCGAGGAGGUCGUCACGAGCCUCAAGAGCGUACGCGAGGUCCUUCAGCGCGGGGAGGGCAACCGGCGCACGGCAAGCACGGACUGGAACGAGAGGAGUAGUCGGAGCCAUAGCGUUUUCCGCGUGGUUAUUGAGAGUAGAGAACGCGGGAGUGGUACUGAUGAGGGCGGGACCCCUAGCGGAAGGACGACGCCAGGUUUCAGGCCUCCGACGCCGGGCGGACCGAGGCUACAAGCGAGAGGCGGACGAAGUGUACAGACGUCUGUUCUGAGCCUUAUUGAUCUCGCUGGCUCUGAAAAAGCUACCUCAGACAAGGAGCGCACUCGAGAGGGCAAGUACAUCAACACCAGUCUGCUCACUCUGGGUACCGUCAUCGGUACGCUCGCCGAGAACUCCGCGCGGAACAAGCACGACCACGUCCCCUUCCGAAACUCGAAACUGACGCGGAUGCUGCAGCCCUCGCUCUCGGGAAACGCACGCAUCUCCGUCAUUUGCACGAUCAACCCGGACACGGGCGCGAUCGCCGAGUCGACGAGCACGCUCCUCUUCGCGCAGCGCAUCAAGAAGGUGCAGCUGAACGCGCAGAAGAAGGAGGUCGUCGACACGGAGGCGCUCCUCGAGCGUUACAGGAAGGAGAUCGAAGAGCUCAGAAAGAGGCUGUCCGAGAAGGAGGCGGAGGCGCCUGCGUUGAAGCGUAGGCUCUCUGCGCGCGAGCAAUUGGACGAGUCCCGGGCGAUGAGCGACCUAAACUCGCGGAUUAGGCAACUCACGAAGCUCAUUCUGACCAGUCAGACUGUCGACGAGAACAAGGAUAACGAGUCCCGUCCGGCAAGCCCGUCGAAGGUCGACUUUGACAUGUCUCCCUAUCAGCUGCAACAGGAGCUGCUUUCCGCUCGCAGACAGAUCGAUACACAGGCUACUCAAAUCCUGUCGCUCGAAGCAGCCCUGCUUGCGCGACCGCAGCUGCCACCCGACGCGCCUGAGAGCGAGAAGGACAAGGCGUUGAACGAGCAGACGAAGACUAUCCGCGAGCUUGAGAUUGUCGUCAGAGGCUACGAAGAGAACCUCGGUGAGCCUUUACGCGCAGUCAGGGAGGAUGUAGAGAGGGAAUGGAUCGCGAAGCUAGAGAAGGAGAAGCGAAGCCGAGAAGAGAAGGAGGCGUGGGCAGACGCGCUCGUAAAGCAGCUCGAGAAGGAGAAGAAGACCCGCAUGAAGCUCGAGGAUGAGCGGCAGGCUUUGGCGGCCUUCGUAAGGAAGUUCGACGCACUCGGCCUCAGCACAGGCCUGCCCAUGGCAGUCCCGUCGAAACUCAACCCGCCGAUGCCCACGCCCGGCGGUGCAGCGGCGGUUUUCGCGCAGCGACAGCGGAGUCGGCUGCAAUCCAUGGAUCCGGACCCGACUAUGUCGCCGGUUGCGGAGACUGAUUCGCCGAUGCGCUUGCCCGCGGUCGAGCCUAGUCUCCUUGAAGAGGAGUGGGAUGCGGUAGACGACGUGAGCUUUGGCGACGACAAGCCGUUUUUCCCCAUCCCUACCAAGUCAAGGAAAGGGUCGCAUAGCCCAGUGCGAAGCAUCUUGGCCCGGGGUCAGAAAGAGAAUAUGCCUGUGUAGGAUUGCGCAUAUGCGUUUCAUGAGUUACUCGUACAUGUACCGUCGUAUGGACCCCUCAGCUCUGGAAGCCAUGUCUUGUAUGAACACAUUCGAUCUUCUGCCAUGUGAUAUCUUUGCCUCAUCGUCCGUAUUUUCGUGUUUCGUUACAGUAUGUAGUAGGAGUCAGUGUCUUGAUUCAAUAUGCUUACUUGGAUCUUGCUCA
Messenger RNA from Rhodofomes roseus, 2912 nucleotides. Its product is annotated as kinesin-domain-containing protein. Gene Ontology annotation, biological process: microtubule-based movement. The transcript has 8 exons. NCBI's taxonomy places the organism in Eukaryota, Fungi, Basidiomycota, Agaricomycetes, Polyporales, Fomitopsidaceae. Gene Ontology annotation, molecular function: microtubule binding; microtubule motor activity; ATP binding. The record is from RefSeq and is a predicted model, not a curated record. Bases 176 to 2710 code for a protein of 844 amino acids.